Molecule: messenger RNA, 11390 nt
Organism: Porites lobata
Lineage: Eukaryota; Metazoa; Cnidaria; Anthozoa; Scleractinia; Poritidae
Source: the annotation of a GenBank genome assembly
AUGCAGCCGCCAGAUUUACGUUUUAUCGUAAACCACACUAUCUUGAAAUACUUAGUCUGUAGUAGUGAUAUUUCUCGAGAUUAUCUGGUGAUGCUUGAGUAUUUUGAAAGUUUUGGUCAAGGUAUUUUUGGUGGCGAGAUUUUGUCGCAGAUCAUUGAAGACUUUCCUGGUGAGCUCACAGAUGAAUUGUUACUUGUUUUGUCACCUCCACAUCUGCGACAUUUGAAACUGACGAGGUGCAGCAGGCUGUCCUGCAGUGGACUUCGACAAGCCAUCGCUAAGUAAGUUGAUGCUCCCAACCUUAGAUAAAGGCGCGUUUGUUUGUUUGUUUGUUUGUUUGUUUUGGUUUGUGGGAAUAAUCACUGAAAUCAUUCGAAGAGGGCGUAAUCGAAGGCUACGGCACCCUGAUAUGGGAAACUGACAUCGGGCGUCCGAGCGAUAUAUAACAGGAGGGAUAAAAUACGAGUGGUCGUAUAAACGUGCCUAUAGUAUCCCCUUUUAGUAAAAUCCAACUAGUGGUCUAUUAUCAAUGCUGCGUUCUGAUUGGUUGAGCUACUCCUAGGCUAUAUGCUAUAGCCCACUAGUAGCAAAAAGUGCCGGCUUUGAAAACCAAAACAAUGGCAGCUGAAUCGCGUUUUGCUAGCUAAAGUUGUUUUGUCUCGAUAUUUUUGACCAAAUAGUUAGAUUUUAGCUACAUCUGAGUCAAUAGCCCUUCGGCCUUCGGCCUCAUGGGCUGUAGACUCAGAGACCAUUCGGGCUCAAGGAAUAAUUGUUUAUUAUUCCUCACAUUUCCGCAGUAGAGACCUUUAGAUUCUAAGACGAGUAUAACAACGAGUAGGAGAUUUUCUCAAUACUAAGUAGUACUUGCGCCUGAACCAGCGACAUUUUGGUGGGAAAACAUAGUAGUCGUCAUCAUUUUACUACGAGUUUUAGCGAGAAUGUCGAAGUGGCAAAAACGAGUUAUCAAAUGUUGGAAGUUUUAUCAUUUUGUGAUCGGGAGAGGGUGUAACCUCCUUCACUAAAGGUAACAGUGCUAACUUUUCUAGCGGGGUGUCUUUAAUUUGAGAAUACGCAAAAAAACUUUACAGUCAAACCAGGUCAAGCGUUCCCGUCGCUAACAAACUAAUGAAUUCAUUAAUGGAAAAAUGAUUUCGUUUGUUGAUUCAAUAAUCCAUUCAUAAAAUGAAUAAUCCAACGGUCAAAUUGUACCUCGAUUCAAUAAUGAAAUGUUGAUUUGGUUUAUGAACAAUGUCUACCUGUUCUUUAUUCUUGUCGUAUUUGCUUCCCUUUUCCUGCCGUUUACGAUUGCGUUUUUCAUUGCCUUUAAUCAAAAUAACAGCUAGAAUAGACAGACCGCAAACGCAAAGAAACUGACAAAGGCCGAGGAUCGAAAUCCACCAAUCACCGCACAUACACUGACCUCAGUUUGACCGUCGUGUUUUCUAAGAGGUCAGGCCUAGGUCUGUUGCACUGAUUAUUGGCAGCAAACUGGCGUACAUGUAACAGUUUGUUUGGGUUUGAACUUCAGAACUCGCCAGCACUCGACUCUUAGAAAAAAAAGGGAAAAAAAACAAAAUUCUGAGGUCAACUUGUGGAAAGAGUAAUUUUUCAAAAAACAGUAAUCGAAUCAACAUUCGAUUAUGGAAUCGAGGCUAAAUAUGACUAUUGGAUUGUUCAUUUUAUGAAUGGAUUAUCGAAUCAACAAACGAAAUCAUUUUUCCGUGAAUGAAUUCAUUAGUUCGUUAGCGACGGGAACGCUUGACCUGGUUUGACUGUAAGUCAAAUCUCGUACUCAUAGUCGUCCUCGUCCUUGUCCUUGAAUCUUAAAGGUCUCUAGUGACCAAUCAAAUACAAGUACUGGAAGAGUGGAGAGAGGCAGACUUGAGUCAUGGUUUAGUAAACAGUAAGGUUCCUUCAAAAUGCUCUAAAUACGACAUAAAUAAGACUUAAACAGGACAAAAUAGUGUUCUGACUUUUUGGCAUCUUUAAUGUUCUCAAGGCAUGCCGGGGGUGACUGGUGUACUGUAUUUACUCAAUUAAAUGCUGCCCUCGAAUGAACACCGCUGAUGGAAGCCAAAUUAGUAAUAAAUGCUGCUUUGAAAUCGCUAAAAAUUUAAUAAAUGCCGCAGAGUUUGAUCAAAAGAAUGCUUUAUUUUUGCUUAAGUGUUAGUCUCAUUUCAUGAUCAUCGGAAUGUUUCUUACAGAUGUCAUCAGCUUCAAGCACUUGACUUCAGUGAAUGCAUUCACCUCCUUCACCCAACUGUUUUCUGUUGUCUCAAGGACAAGGCAGUAAACUUGGUGUCCUUGUCUUUGGAAAACUCAGAAGUUGUUUCUGAUGACAUUGUUCAGGUAGGAAACUUGGGUAUACUGGCCUAAAUUUUCUUUGGCUUGGCACCACUGGUUUACCAGAUACUGGACCUGUUCCAAAGAGGACCAAAAUGAAUUUCAGGCAAUUUUUUUUUCAGAACUGGGAAAAAAGCAUACCCAGCUACUGUAAGUGGCAAUUAAAUGCCCAUGUAGACCAUGAUUGUGAACAACUUCUCACCCCCAGAAUGAAGAGCAGGGAUGUUACAGGCUAACCGCCGCCCGGUUAGCUCAGUUGAGAGACCGCCAAUCUCCUGAGCGGGAGGUCACAGGUUCGAAUCCCGGCAGGACCAACACUCAGGGUCAUUAAAUAACUGAGAAGAAAGUGCUGCGUUUGUAAUGACAUCUACAAAUUUAAUGGUUAGACUUUCUAGUCUUCUCGGAUAAGGAAGAAAAACCGUAGGUCCCGUCUCACAGUACUUACACUUAUCUGGUUCUUGUGGGACGUAAAAGAACCCACACCACUGUUCGAAACAAGUAGGGGAUGUAGAGCCAGUGUUGUCGUCAACCUUCAUUCACAUCAUGGGUUGGGUGGGUACAGUAAGCUCACAAAUGGACUGAGAGCGGCUGCCAGUGGCCCCUUUGUAUGCUGACGUCCGCGCUUACUGUUCACAUGUUAAAAUGAAUUGUAAGAGGGCACGUCUGUUGUCCUCUCAUCCACGACUCUUCAGUUUCAGCACCUGAAAAAGAGCUCACCAUCAGCUCAAACUGCUCUGGAAAUCAAAGACAUGGGAUAAUUUUGAAGGUGUAGCUCAGAAAAAAAAGCCUGCCUACCUGUAGCUCUAAUCUUUAGCUAAAUCCCUGGUCAAAAGAGACUAACUAAAAUGACAUAGUCUUUUUAGAGCAAGAUAGUGUUUUCCACACUAGUAAAAAGCUGUUUAUUUCAAAAAAUCUCAAUUUUCUGUGUUUUUCUUGUUAAGCAGCUGUUCAGUUGUAAAUAAGCCAAGUGGAUGUUUUGACAGAUGUGAUGGCUUGUUAAGAGUACAACACUAACCCUUGUACUCUUAACAAGCCAUCACAUCUGUCAAAACAUCCACUUGGCUUAUUUACAACUGAACAGUUGUACUAUUUACACUUAGUGUAAAUAGUUUCCAGUGGGGAUAAAUUAUUUAUAAAAAACAAUUUGUGCAGCUAGUCAAAAUAUUAACCACCCUAGUGUAGUGAAAUUAGAAAAAGAUAUUAAGUGCAACUAAAAAAUGCCAGAAAAGAAUCUGAGCCCCCAGUGGGAAUCAAACCCAUGACCUUCCAGAUUCUGGUGGGACGCUCUAACCACUGAGCUAUGGGUGACUCACUAUGAUUCCUACCGAUAUCUGGAAGAUUGUGGGUUCAAUUCCCACGGAGGGCUUGGAUAUUUUCCGAGCAUUUCUUAGUUGUACUUAAUAUCUGUUUUGAGUUAUUAUUAUUAUUAUUCUUUUAUGUUAAACCAGAACACCAUGCACACCAGAAAUAUUUCUGGCAUGUUAUUGUGUUACAUGGAAAAAGCCCAUUUAGUGUAGUUUUUUGGCUUGCUCACCUGUCCUGAUUUUGUGGUUUACUUGUCCUUUUUUAGCCUGAAACUUAAAGGUUGGUGGAAUUUUAGUUUCUGUUACAAUGUUCCAGAUGGUUUAAAUUAAUGGAUAUCAAGGAGACAAAAGAAGUGAAAAAUGAAACUGGUUUGAAAUUACAGUUGAACCCUUAUUAAGUGGCCACCUUGUAUUAAAGGAGCUGUGUCACAAAAUUCAGCCAAAUUAGGAAAUUACAAAAUGCCUAUUAAAUUAACCCAUUCGCUCCUGGAGAUUUUGCCGAAAAACGCGUUUUGAAGCUAGUCGAGUGGUUUUCUGGUCACUGUCAAAUUAAAAUUACAAAAAAUGCCCAUUGAAUGCAAAAUAAACCUAAAAAUAACAUGCAGAAAGCAAAAUAAAGUUUUUGGGUUUAAAGUGACACAGCAGUCUAACUUUUAACAUAACAGAAACUCCUCCCUUCUUUUUCGCUUUUCUUGCCUCAGAUGGGCAAAGGCUUCAUUUUGGGGAAGAGUUUUUAGGAAAGCUUUUAGGAUCUUAGGAUUAGGUGAAAACAGAUUGGAAAUUUUAUGGAUUUUUCAGGAAAACGUGGUUUUUGUUCGGUGUCCUUGAAUGAAGCUCAUUCUGGUAUUUUGAAAGUUGAUCCCUGCACACUGCUUGUCCUUGACCUUUAAAAAUAAUGCUCAAAGGAGACAGGAUUUGAUUUGUCUUGGAUCUCUGGUUCAGGGUCAAAUUUAAGAGAAAAAUAAAAAUAAUCUAAAACUUUUAAAGGAACGUUAAAAUAACGUAACAGAAACAACAGAUAAGUUCCAAACUGAAAAAGACUGAAACGGAUUGAAAUUAGGAUUUUUGAAAACUGUUCAGCCUAACAGUUUUUCAAAGUUGAUUGCUUGCAACUUCAAAAAUAAUGCUUAAACAAUUUGUUUGUCUUGGACUGAUUUUGUCAUUUACAUGUAACACUUUAAGUUCCCGAUUGGCUUAGUAAUUGGCAAAAUUAAACAAAAUGAACUGGACUGCUGUGACACAGCCCCUUUAAAAGGCAGGUAUCAAAGUCCCCAAAUAAACUGUAGAAAAGAAUGGGAAUUAAACCUCUAUUACUGGUAAGUGGCUAAGGCCACUUUUUGGCUGUCCCAACAAGAGUUCUACCAUUUUGACUGUUGUCAUCUCUGUUAAGCGACCAUUAAGUACUUGAUACUCUUAGUUUGGCUUUAUAAUGAAGGACGAUACAGUCAGAGAUGGAAGGUGACGACCGAUAACAAAGCAGUAAUGCUACUCCUGUUGUGUUUUUUUUUUCAGAAAAUUAAAGUGAUGUUUUUGCUAAAGAUUAUUCUAACUUAUGAUGAACCUUUAUUGAGCGGCCAAUCUCCAUUGAGCAGUCACUUGCCAAUACUCAAGUGUGGCCUCUUAAUAGAGUUUCAACUGUAAAAAACUGAAUUAAACACAUAUAAGUAAACCACAAUACUUAUUACAAGUUAUUUUUGUUAAUUUAUUAUGAAUAUUUUCAUAGGUGGCAUUGUUCUGCUGUCCUCAGUUAAAACACCUCAAUCUUUCCAGCUGCAGACACAUAACUGAUGCUGCAUUUGAGUUGUCCAGUCCUGAAAUGAAGCGUGAGUCAAACUCAACCUUAACUACAAAUUCACUAUCAUCCAAAAAUGUAAUUCUUCCUGGAAGUAAUCUAACAAGUGUGGAUAUAUCAGGGUGCCAGUCUCUGUCAACUACAGCUGUGAAAUAUCUUGCAAGCAUGUGUGGCACUAACCUGAGAAGCAUUAAUCUUGCCUGCACAGGAGUUAAUUGCACAGCAUUGCUGUACCUUGCAGGAUUAAAUAUGGAAGAGGUAGCAAAAAUUUUGGAUGAUGCUGAUCAUGCAUUGGUCAAUUCCACUGCAGUGGGAAGUUAUAUUUGUUCUGAUAACUGCAGUGGUCAACUGUUGACAUCAACAACUGAUGGUGGAUCCUCUGUCAUGCAUAAGCAAAGUACAAAAGGUAACGACCUACAUUUAACACACCUACGAAAUGUAGAACAGAUGGCUUUUAGUAAAGAGAAUGAACUUUCAAUGCAUAAUGAACGUACAAGUAUCCUGUCAGAAGGCCUUCAAGGUGCAACUUCAAAUGAUAGCAUUAUUUCAGAAACUGUCAUGGAUUGUCAUGGCUCUGAUGAAACUUUGUUGAAUGAAAUUGAGCUGUCAACAUUGAAGGAUGCUAUUCCAAGUAGUCCCAAGAGUUCAAUUUGUAUGGCAUCAGAGAAACGUCUAGAGAACUUCAGUGUAACAGAAUCCGAUGGAGAGAGUGAUGACAGUUACAAAACAGCUCCUGAAGAGUUUGAUCUCAUAACCUGUUUUCCUCCACCUCCAGGAGAAAUUAAUUGUCGUUGUAAUGAAACUCUAGAAGCUGAAAGUAGAUGUUGCACUGAGCAUGAAAAUGGUGCUGAGGGUGCAUUGUCAGUGGAAACCAAGGAUUGCAAAUCUUUUUGGAAUAUUCCAGGUGGAAAUUCUUCAACAUCUAACUUGUUGGAAUUCAAUGAAUCUUCCUGUAAAGAGCCUCAUGUAUCCAACACUGAUACUGUGCUGUGUUGUUCCCAGGGUUGUCAAGGGAGCAUUAAGGAUGUUGAGGCAAGACAUCCUGCAGAUCUUUCUUGCGAACAUUUUCGUGAAGGUGGAGGUGAUGAAGAAAUAUUCGAAGAUUGCUUUGGUGUGGAGAGUUAUAUCUUAAAUUAUUCCAAAGAGAAAGCAGACAAGAAAUAUGAUGUAUGCUUCCAUCAAUCUGUAGAUGAAAAAAGCAGUUUAGGAAGCAGUUAUUGUAAUACCUGUUUUAGUGAUGCAAAACUGUCUUGUAUGACUGCUGUAAAUGAAAACAAACCUGGUGUGACAUUCUGUGAGAAAUCAAAGCAAGAGGAGGUGAAAUUUGUCGAAUCUUGCAACAGCACUGAAAGGGCAGAUUACACUGAUCUUGAAUGCCAAACUGUACUUGAGAAAGUAACAGAUAUGAAAUCAGAUUUUUGCAUCAUGCCUUGCACAGAAAUGGAUCAUAAAGACAUGAAGGGAUUACAUGUAGUGGAUGACAGAGUUGGGUGCAAUUUUUGUGGAAAAUUACACAUAUUACAUGGAGUAGAAUCAGAUUGUCCUCUCAAGCUUGAUGUGAACAAAACAGAUAAUGGAUCUAGACACUUUGUUCAUGAGUUGUGCCAAAAUUUGUCUAGCUCUUCAAAGCUGUGGGUUGAUGAGAAAAACAGUGGUUUAGGGCAUGCCAUCAAACCUUGUUGGGAAGACACAGGAUUUUUAACACCAGUUGUUCCAUGUGAGAAUGUAACAGAAAACAAAUUACACAUGCCAUGUUCUGAGAUGGAAAAAAGUAACCUUAGAAGUUCAAACUUUUUGCCAUCCCACAGGAAAGUCCUUCAAGUUGACGAUUUGCUCCAAGCCCAGAUUUAUCAGCCGCAAAUCAUAAGUCUGGACAUCAGUGGCAUGUGCUAUCAGAACAAAUCCUUAGGUGUCGUGUGUUUGAAGGUUUUCUCUAGAGCCUGCAAUCGUUUGAAGAAUUUUGCAGUUUCAUGGACUGGACUAGAUGAUGAGAUGCUGACCUAUCUUUUAAAGAAUGAGAAGGAACUGGAAACAUUAUGCUUGGUAUGAUUUACAAUCUUAAGACAAUUAAACAGCACAAGGCAAAAUUUUCCAUAGGGUUACAUGCCCUCCUCUUUCUGUACUUCUGUUCUGUUCUAUGGACCCAUCUCCUCCUUUCUCAAUUAAUAAAGAUCCUGACACAGUUUGGAAAUGAUAUGUGAUUUUCAGCUUUUUUCCAAGAAAACUAGUUGUGUAUAUUUCUUAAGAGCUUAUGAGUGAAACGCAUGGGAGAAAAUGGCCAUGUGCUUGCCUGCAGGUGUGAUUCAUUUGUUAUGUCUGCAUCUCCACUUCAUUACUCUGAAGACUAUUGGCAGUCUCCUGAUCUAUGCCUUUUCAAUACCUACUCUUUCACAAGUAUCUUUGUCGAAUUACUUCCUGUAGAAAUUUUUAUCCCUGUUACAUUAAUGGCCAGACAAUGCCCAGUAAAUAGGCCCUUUGCAGCUAGAUAUUCAUAGGUACAAGACCCCCAUGCUAGAGAGCAAGAGAUGCCCUGUGAGAAGACAAAACAAAAAAAAUACCAUUUUAAAUUAAUUCGUUAAAUGUAAUUUAACUAAGUUAACCACCACGAGUUUAGCGGUCAAGUGGUCCAUGAGCUUAGUUGUUAAGCAGUUCAUGAGCUUAGCAGUCAAGCAGCUCCAUCCCAAUUUAUUUUUCAUUCCCUUGCAGGCUCACUGGUACAUUUGCUUUGUACACUGCCAGGAUCUUUGAUGGGUGCCUAAAGUCUUCCCCCCACCUCCCAUCCCUUAUUUUUCUUCCUUCCACUGUUUUGUCAGUGUGACUGUUGCCUGCAAUGGGGGCUCAUGCCUGGGUUGUGGGGAUUUGCCAGCUAUGGGAGCAGUGUUCUAUCUAGGGGCUGGCUGGCCACGGUGGAAGCCCCUGGGUAUCCCAGGCUCCCACCUUCCACUUAAGCAAGGCAGUUGGUUAAUUGAUAUGAGCUCUUUUUUUGGCUUGUCUCAUUGCAUCCCUUGCUCUCCAUCAUGGCGGUUUUGUACCACGUUAAUUACUAGCUGCAAAAGACCAAUUUUACUGCAACUUGUCAUCUGCUUGAUUUUAGGUUGACUGUGAAAACCUCAGCAGCAUCUCAGUGAGUACUAUUCCUGUUCAUUGCCCUAAGCUCACCAGUUUUGACCUCAAGGGAAUGUGUUAUGUGACUGAUCAUGGAGUCAUGCCAUUAACAAGGAAAAAAAAUCUAGAGACACUUUGUUUGGCUGAGGCUACCAUCACUGAUUCAACAUUACAGAGUAUUGCUAAAGGUUGUGGAGAAAAGGUAUUAUGCGACCAUUUGAUGUAGAUUUAUUAUCCUUACUGGGCGCAGUCUUUCCCCAUAGGGAUGGGCAUUAUUAGGACUCAUAGGUGUUUCUAUUCAGGGUCCCCUCCCUUCCUAAUGUCACUAGUUGACUACUGAUGAGAAGUGGAGCCCAGGAGUGGCCAUUGCCAAAGAUUGUUUUUUGUCCCUAGUCUGUGUGUCCCUAGUCUGUGUAUAUUUGGUUAGUUUUUGUAACACAUGAGCUUCCUUCAAAUUUCUCCCCUUCCCCUUAAAAGAAGCACCUGCUACACAGGCUAUUUAGUUCCUGGUGUUCCUUUACAUCCCACAAUUAAGUGUCGUUAGAAACGGGCCUAUGCCUGUUCGUCCUUUUAAUGAUUUAUUUGAUGUGGCAGAAUUGACUUAUGCAGUCAAAGACUUUCUUUCUAAAGCAUGUCGAUUAGAAUUAGUGCCCACCAUAAUGCAAGAUUUUUAAAACGGAAAUUGUAUUGUUGUGAAUGUGAUCAAGCCAAAGCAGUAACAUGUCAAGUGAAAAAACAAUGUUUUUGCUAGCGACCGAGUCAGAUCCGGAGUCGUAAUCAGAAGUGUAGGACUUAAGGAUCUAGUGAAAAUGGCGUUCUCAUUCCGCUUACGUCUCCGUCGUUAACGAUCUAGUGAAAACUGUGUUGUCGAAGUCGCAAGCAGAAGCAGAAUAACUAAACCAAUCACAAAGCGUGGGAACGUGCAUUGUGUGUGAUUGGUUUACCCUUGCGCUUCUGCUUCCGACUCCGACAAUCUGGUUUUCACAUAGAUCCUAAAAGACGGAGUAGAGGCGGCGUCGGAAGAAAGUGGAAACGUUCUGUUUCUUCCGACUCCGAUUCCGUUGCCCUUAUGACUUUGCUUACAACUCUGGUUUUUUAUUUUCAUAAGGUCAUAAGCGCUCUUACGUGCUGUACGACUCCGCUUACAAUUCCGACUUCGACUCCAUCGCUAGUGAAAACCAGCAAGUUUCUCUAUCCUUUUCUCCCCAGUUAAAAGUUUUAGAUUUAUCAUGGUGCGAAGACCUCACAGAUAGAGGAAUGUCGAUCAUAGCAAACAGCUGUCCCUCCCUCCAGCAUCUUAGUCUGCGUCAAUGCUCGGCUUCAACUUUCACUCUGGAUGCGCUGGCAGCUAAUGGUCGUCACAUGUCGUAUCUCAAUAUUGCUGGAAUUGAUGGGUUAACAGAUGUUGCGCUUGGUAGCAUGGCUGAAAACAUGCCAUUGCUUAAGGAAAUAGAUGUAAGCUGGAAUUCCAGUCUGUCGGACGUAGGUGUCAUUGCUCUUUUACAAUGCUGCACAAAGCUGAAGAAGGCUGUGUUAUGUGGUUUAAAGCGAAUCACUUCCCAACCGUUUUUGGCUAUUAUAGGAGAUUUAGGGCAGUGGUUUCUGCUCGAAGAACUUUGUAGAUCCAACAGACGACCUCUGAGGAAUGUUAGCGAAGGAAAACUGGCUCUAAAAUUCUGCGACACGGUAAGCUCAUACUGUAGUUAUCGAUGUCCUUGCUCACUCGUUUUUAAGCCGGGGAUGAACCUCAAGAGAAGCCACUGCCAACAGUUUCAUCCCUCUCUCGCCCCACCCCAGUUUUCAAGUUAUGGUAAUCUAGCAAACUUCGCUCAAAAUUUGGGACCGCUUUUGUAACAAAAUUUGCAACUAUAUGGUUAGAAGUUUGGGUCCGAAGGCGGUCAAAUUUCAGCCUGUUCAAGGCUCCUAGAUAGGGACGCAGUGCCCCCACGGUAAACAAGGUCAAACGAACUGAACAAGAUGGGCGCAAUCGGUGCAUGUAGCCUAUCUUCGAGUUUGAAACAGGCCAGUCAAUUCUGCAUGAUAGACAGGUACUGUUGGUGAAAACAACUAUAAAGUAGGAUUUAUUAAGUGCAUGGGGCAUCUGUUCAAAGCCCACCUAUGAUAAAUUUUCAAACGUGUUAAAAAAGUCCGGGAAUCAGGGAUGGCCCCUUCAGUACAAUCGUACUCUUUUGCAAAUUUUUUUUUGCGGCAAUUAGAAAGACAAAAACUCAAAGCCUGUUUAAUAAUAUACGCACCAAGCCAUUGAAAAUCCCAAAAGACUCCCUUCUUUCUCCUAAGAGCACUUUCCUUCCUUUAACAUAGCACUCUUUGUAGUAUUAGUUAAUUGAUUACCAUUUUCUUUCCCUAGGAAACAGCGAAAUCCGUGGGGGACCAGAUACCGCAUCGAUCCAUGUGUUACGCCCCCUCGUUACGGCAAGUCCUACUAGAGUACAGCGACAAAGUCAACGACGAUCAUCUGUCAGCCAUUGUAGCAGUUUGCAGAGGGACCUUGUUUGUAUCAGAUUAUUAUGCGCAGCCAGUAGAACCGAGAUGGAUAUUUAAAUAAUGACGUUUUUCACGCCAUGCUAUGCUUGAGCUAACGUCAAAUCGUGCCAGAAUGUUAUCCUUGUCGUGGGAUAUCGUGUCAGUCGAACUGUAUUUUGGCGAGUCCUUUGGGCGUGUCAAAAUGCAAGAGACGAUUAGCAUAUCCCACGAUACUAGACACUGAAGUAGUGUAGUGGGGACCGGUUACUCCUUUUUUAAGUUGAAUUUCAUUAGUUUGAAGUGGAGUACAUAAACACCUAUGGCGUCAUAACCUUUUGUCUUUAUCUCCUGAAUAAAAUGCG